Molecule: messenger RNA, 517 nt
Organism: Acaulospora colombiana
Lineage: Eukaryota; Fungi; Glomeromycota; Glomeromycetes; Diversisporales; Acaulosporaceae
Source: the annotation of a GenBank genome assembly
UACCUCCUACAAAUCUAGCGUUUCCAACAGCGGUCAAGUGUUUCCACUAUCAUCCUCCCCACAAUCAUAUCUCUCGCCGCUCUCACUAUCUCUCGAUACCAAUGAUUCAAUACUUCAUCGUCAGCCCACCUUCUCCUACAUUCCGAUACACAAGCGACGUCGUUCGGGCGGUUCCUCUUCCUCCUCCUCCAUUACCGGCUCAAUGUUUCUUCGUUCGAUUAACUCGUUAAAUUCCCUGUCGAUAUCUUCAAUCUCAUCAAUUUCUCCCGAUAGCAGUAGUGACGGUCUGUCGACACCCGGUUCGUCCGACAGCGAACUACUGAUGCCAACAACCCCCACCUCGUCGAUAUACUCUCCCGCCGACAAUUCCUCGAUGGAGUACACGAGUUUUCCGAAUUUGGAGAAAUUCUCGGACGAGGGUUGGACGGAAAUUAGGAUUGAAAAGUGCGAUCCGGAUGAGAUUCAGAUGGAAAGUUAUGACGAAAUGCUUGUGGGCGGAGUGCGAUUUCGAUAUUAG